This is a messenger RNA of Mauremys mutica (yellowpond turtle), 878 nucleotides long. RefSeq names its product NFATC2-interacting protein-like. Gene Ontology annotation, biological process: cytokine production; positive regulation of transcription by RNA polymerase II. The record is from RefSeq and is a predicted model, not a curated record. Bases 60 to 878 code for a protein of 272 amino acids. Lineage: Eukaryota; Metazoa; Chordata; Testudines; Geoemydidae. The transcript is spliced from 7 exons.
CUCCGGAGCCGUGGCCAAUGGCAGGGCAGGGGCGGGGCUGAGUGGGCGGGUCUAAGCCAAUGGGUGGGAGCGACCCGGGAGCCUGCGCUAUGGCGGAGCAGGUCGGCCCUGCCCCACCUCCAAUCUACGUGGGGGGCAGCAGCAGUGACAGCGAGGGGGAGCUCGUGAGACCCCCGAGGGGCGCAGGGGGGCAGCCGCGCCCCAAGCGCCGGCGUGUUCUGUGCACCACUGAGAUCCCCACUGUGCCCGUCUACUCGAACAAGGUGAACAGGAGCUUCCAGCUGUGCCCUGCGGAGCUGCACCAGGAGGUGCCCGCCCUGCGGUGGCAGGGAGGGGCAGAUCUGGACGUCGAUGACAUUGGCCCUGUCACGCCCCCACGGCCAGAGCGGCCUCACGCCCCACGCCUCCCCCAGGGCCCCUGCACUGACUGGCUGGAGGAGGAGCCACCGCAGCAGCAGGGGGCAGCGAGAACGGUCCGGGACGAGUCCCCCUCUCCCCCUCCCCCACCACAGCCCACACGCAGGCAGAGGGGCCGGACCCGACGGGAGGUGGCGCGCCAGCUGCGAGGUCUCAACACGUGGCUGUCAGCCGCCCAGCGCAGCCUGCGGGAGGAGCCGCCCGAGGACGACGUGAUCCUGGUGGAGCCGCCCCCGUCCCCCGCGUCCCGGCAGCUGCAGCUCAAGGUGCGGUGCCGGGCUGAGAUCCACCGCGUCGCCGUGGAGACGUCACAGCCCCUGCAGGCGGUGGUGGAGCACAUGGCUGGGAGGCUGCAGGUCCGGCCGGAGCAGAUCCUGCUGCUGCUGCGAGACACAGAGCUGCCCCCCGGCAGCACCCCCCAGGGCCUGGGCCUGGGCGUGGCCGACAUCAUUGGUGAGUGA